GGCAGCAGAGCCUCGUUUUUCACACUUGUUUCAGACUUCCUCUCCAAGUAGUUGAUGCAGCCAUUUUGAUUUGGAACCGCAGCACUGAAGAGAAAUUGUCUGGAAAAGGUGUAAACCCAGAGGAGAGUGAUGUGGGACCAGGGAGGACAGCCCUGGCCGCAAUGGCCUCUGAGCCAGCAGCAGUGGAUGCAGUCCUUCCAGCACCAGCAAGAUCCAGGUCAAGUAGACUGGGCUGCUCUGGCACAAGCAUGGAUAGCCCAGAAAGAGUCGACCGGAACCGAGCAGCAGAACAUCCAGCCUAAUGGCCAGGACAUCCCAGGCCUUGAUCCAGUUGGACAGGGUAACCACGGCGCCUUCCAGGGUGACCCAGCAUUCGGCAGAAUGUGGCAGCCAGAAUGGGGAAUGCAUGGCCAGCCCCCUCCUCCUCCACCCCCUCCUCCACCUCCACCACCCGACCAGGCCUGGAUUUCCCCAGGGUCCGGACCGAUGGACGUGGUGAACCCCAGCGAGGACAGCAACAGCCAGGACAGCGUGGAGUUCAACUCGGAAGCCCACCACGGGGUUUACCCCCAGAACAGCCAUGGGUAUGGGGCACAGCCCGACAGCUACGCGUUGGCCCCCAUGGCCAUGAACCAGUUUGAUUAUCAGCAUGGAGCUGCCUCAUCCUUUGGCCCCACACCCGCCAGCUUCCACGCCCCGUACUGGCAGGGUCCUCCUCAGAACAGACGAGAUGCCAGACCGCCCGGCUUUAGAGAGCGGCCCAGAUCCCCAAUCCAGCUCCCAGUCAAACAGGAGGCCCCAGCGCUGCUUGAUGCGGUAAAAAGGCGCACACUACCUGCAUGGAUCCGGGAGGGGCUCGAAAAGAUGGACAGAGAGAAGCAGAAGAAGCUGGAGCGCGAACGAAUGGAGAAGGAGCGUGCAAAAAUGGCAAAAGACGACGGCAAAGAGCAGGAAGCCGACGAGGGAGGCGAUGGGCCACGUAUGCCACGCAAGAGUAAAUUUGACAGUGAUGAUGAGGAAAAUGACGACAACGAAGAAAAGGCCUCCAUCAAGAAAGAAUUCUCUGGUCGGAGCCCGUCGCCUCCUGCAGAGGACAGUGAACCUGAAAUGACAGAGGAGGAAAAGGAGUUCCAGCUGAUGAUCAUCACAAAAACACUACUGACUGAGAUCCUUCUCGAGGUCACCAAUGAAGAGAUCAUGCAUGUGGCCAAAGAGACGCACCGGAGAGCCACCCGAGCUCCUGCAAAACAGCUGGCACAGUCAAGUGCACUGGCUUCUCUGACUGGUCUCAGUGGGCUUGGGGACUAUGGUUCAGAUGAGAGCGAGGACGAGGAUGAGCGCAGCGUGCGAGGGUCCGAGUCCUCCGACACCGAUGACGAGGAGUUGCGCCACCGCAUCCGAGAGAAGCAGGACGCCUUCCGCCGCAAAGAGCGGGAGACGCAGCAGCUGCAAGACAAACAAGCGCAGGAGGCUCUGCUCGCACGGGAAGAGAUGGUGAAGGAGAGAUUGGUCAGAGAAAAGGGGGAUUAUGAUGAGGGCCAGCCAGAGAAUCCACACAAACAGGAAGUAAAUGAGAAGGAGGCGGAGCCCUUGGUAGAGAGGCGUAGGUCCCGUAGUGAGAAGGAGGGUAGCGAGAGCAAGCACUCGGGCAGAGGGAAGGAGCGAUCCGGGCGAGGCAGCAGCAAUUCCCCGGCCAACGGGCACAGCAGCAGCUCCCGCUCCACCUCCAGCCACAGCAGCCGUCGUUCUUCUUCCUCCUCCUCGUCUUCUUCUUCCUCUGCAUCGUCCCGCAGUUCCUCGCGAUCCUCCUCGCCCCGGAGAAAGAGGAGGCGUAGCCGCUCGUCCUCCCACAAGGCCCGCAGGCGUAGCCGCAGCCGCAGCUCCCACAGGCAUCGCAGUGAGAAGGGCAGGGACAGGAGGCGGAGCAGCGCUGACAGGUCAGGCCGCCACAGGAAAGAUCGCAGUGAUUCCAGGGAGCGCAGGAGCCGCAGGACUAGAUCCCGAUCCAGAGAGCGAGACCGGGCCAGAGCCAGGGUCAGAGACAGAGACAGCCGCAGUCGCAGCAGAGAGAGGGAAAAGGAGAAAGAAAGGGAUAAGGAGAGGAGAAGGAGCCGUGAUGGCAGAGACGGCAGUAAUAGUCGUAGCAGCAAAAACAAGCUGAAGGCUUCCAGCAAAGACAGAGAGAGAAGGAGGGAAAGGAGUCAUAGCCAUGAGAAAGACAAGAAAAAGAAGGAUAAGGAUAGGGAGAGAGAGUCCGAUAAAAAGAAGGACAAGCCAAAGGCCAAAGAGAAGGAGAAAGAAAAAGGAAGCUCUGUAGUUACAGAGGAGAAUGGCAAAUCGAAGAGAAGGAGAGAGAGUGACUCAUGCACGGACUCCCAGAGUGACAAGCACUCCCGGCAGGAGAGCAAAGCCAGCAAGAAGGGCUCCGCCAAAGCUAGCAAGAAGCGCUCCGAUUCGGACUCGAGUAGAUCCCCUAGCCCCGAAGUUAGCAAGGAAAAGAAAUCUAAAAAAUCCAAACGUAGUCGCUCAAGAUCGACGGAAAAAUCUCACAAGUCUGGUAAGAAGGCAAGCCGCAAACACAAGUCUAAGUCGCGAUCAAGGUCAACGUCCCCCUCCCGUCGUAGCAGACGCUGAGGAGCACAGUUCACCUCCUGAUCUGUGCACUCUACCACUUUUUAAAUUCCAUGAGUUGAGCAGGCUUGUCUCAUUAUAGAGGCAAUUGUGUAGGUGACCCCCUCCCCCUCUCAUACAUCUUUCAUUGUUGUAAAUAUGUUAUUUUUAAAAGUGUGACUGAAGAACAAGACUUUUUGAAUGGUAGGAGUUUUCACUUGUAUCAUUAUGCAAAGCUUAAUAAGACUCUAUGGACACUAAAAGCUCAAGUUGUAUCAUUUUAAACCGUAACAGGAUUAACCUUUUCCCCGAACAUUAUUGUAAAUGUCCAAUAAAACUGUUUGUUCCUUG
Messenger RNA from Etheostoma cragini (Arkansas darter), 2961 nucleotides. RefSeq names its product PNN-interacting serine/arginine-rich protein (gene pnisr). Gene Ontology annotation, cellular component: presynaptic active zone; nuclear speck. The record is from RefSeq and is a predicted model, not a curated record. The transcript is spliced from 12 exons. Bases 130 to 2634 code for a protein of 834 amino acids. Gene Ontology annotation, molecular function: RNA binding. NCBI's taxonomy places the organism in Eukaryota, Metazoa, Chordata, Actinopteri, Perciformes, Percidae.